AUGAAUAUACUACACGCACGCACACAUGUAACACAGUUAAAUAAAGCAUCUCGCCUUGUACCAGGAAGUAGCGGCGCACGCACACACGCGCAACACCCUGUACACACGACCGGCCGUCGUGGCGCUGGCGCACACUUGCGCGCCGGCUACGCGUGGGAGCGCACGCACAUGGCCCGAUCGGGAUUCACUAGCGAGCCCCUUGACGAUACAUUUUUUACGACACCCAUAUAA
This is a messenger RNA of Danaus chrysippus (African queen), 231 nucleotides long. The record is from the annotation of a GenBank genome assembly. NCBI's taxonomy places the organism in Eukaryota, Metazoa, Arthropoda, Insecta, Lepidoptera, Nymphalidae.